CCUCCUCCUCCUCCUCCUCCUCUCUCCUCCUCCUCCUCCUCCUCCUCCUCCUCCUCGCUCCUCCCUCCUCCUCGCUCCUCGCUCCUCGCUCCUCGCUCCUCCUCCCUCCUCUCGCCUCUCAGCCGCGUCGCCCCGCCCGCGCGGGGAUGAUCUACUCGGUGGAGGGCCGGGCCUUCGAGAACUUCCUCACGCGGCGGGGCGUCGCGAGCCUUGCCAAGUUCACGGGCCUGACCGUGGGCGCCAAGGAGCAUGCCAAGGAGAGUUGGCAAUAGCGCAGCUGAAGAAGAGGACGGCGGAGAUCAUCCAGCAGAGAAGAACCUGCAGUCAACUGGCGAAGUGGCACCAGCUCGCGAAAGGCAACUCCAAGGCGAUAGCGUCGACCUACGUUUACAAGCCCAACUUCGCGUUCAACGCCAGCCGGGCUGCCAUCGUCCACCACUGGGGCGGCGGCGGAGGAGGAAGCCACUACCACAGUGCUGGAACCAAGUUGUUCAACAAGGGCUUCCGGCUCAGAGGCGUUGUCAUGCGGCAUUCGCACCAGGCCGCCCUCAGGAACGGCAAAGCAGGCCAGCAGCGGUGCGACAACCGCAAGGGGGGCGCUGGCGGGCAUGGCGGCAGACAGGCGCGCGGCCCGGCGGGCGGGCGGUGCUGAGCGCGCGGUUAGGCCGCACAGUAGGCCUGCUGCUGAGCUCGUCGUCGUCCUCGUCGUCGUCGGAGCGGAAGGAGUGGCUUGGCGACUCGCAUGAUCCACCACCAUGUUGGGCAGCCGUCCCCGUGGCGCGUGAGACAGCGCGCACCGUCGCUGGAGCCCCCCCGCGCUGCGGAGCGAA
This is a messenger RNA of Prorocentrum cordatum, 830 nucleotides long. The record is from the annotation of a GenBank genome assembly. NCBI's taxonomy places the organism in Eukaryota, Dinophyceae, Prorocentrales, Prorocentraceae.